AUGACAGAGUACAGAUCCAUUUUGGACGAGGCGGUGCAGGUGCGACUCACGACAUCACUUCAUUUGAGAUUGGGUCACCUUACUGGUAAACUAGGCAACGUGGCCAAGUCCUCGCGUCAGGAUUCUCGAAGAACCAGCUACAGCUUCGAACCCCAAGUAGUCGGACGUGAAGUGCGCGGAAGAAGAUUCAGAACCGGGAUUGGAGGUGUAGGAAACAUCUCAUCCACAAAUAAACUUGGAGAACGACCUGAAGCCGAAGAUAUGGCUUGCUUAAUGUGUGACAUUCAAGCCCCCGGAAUUGUUCUUGUCGAAGGAAGCGCCCAUACUGGAAGAGGUGUGGGGUCCAAUACGUAUCAGCCCACCGAUGCUGAGAUCGAGGAAGCCCGCAUGAACAACGAGAAUAUGCGCCGACAAAGUAUUACGAGCAUCAAUCAACGAAGAGAGAGCCCAGCUGCUAGUCUUCCGUCAAAUACCUGGGCCAGCAGAAGGACAAGCGUUGCUGAUUCCAUGAAGGAUUUCAUCAUGGGGCGAAGGACGAGUAAAUUCUGA
Molecule: messenger RNA, 549 nt
Organism: Rhinocladiella mackenziei CBS 650.93
Lineage: Eukaryota; Fungi; Ascomycota; Eurotiomycetes; Chaetothyriales; Herpotrichiellaceae
Exons: 2
Coding region: 1-549 (182 amino acids)
Source: RefSeq, a predicted model, not a curated record